Eurytemora carolleeae is the source of this 889-nucleotide messenger RNA. RefSeq lists its product as uncharacterized. The transcript has 6 exons. The record is from RefSeq and is a predicted model, not a curated record. Lineage: Eukaryota; Metazoa; Arthropoda; Copepoda; Calanoida; Temoridae. Bases 88 to 783 code for a protein of 231 amino acids.
AUCAUUGUGUUGACCUUUAUGUUGUUUGGUUAAAGUUCUUCUAUGGUUUUAGUUGGAGUUUAGAAGUGUUACAGUAGAGUGAACACGAUGCUACCUCCCAGUGUGUACCUGAUUAUUGGCUUGAUUGGCAGGCUCGCAGGGGAGGAGUUUCAGGGGGCACCUUCUCCGCAGGGAGAAGAGUUUCCGGGGGGACCUUCUCCGCAGGGAGAGAAUGAAGGAGGGCCUUUUAUUCAAUUCAGAGGAAAUUCAAGAACAGUUAAUACUUUCGGAGCAAACAAUGUUUACAAGGCUGGAGUCUUCUAUCCUAUUUCUUCAUUUAACACCCUGGGCAACAAUCAGUUUGUAACAACGUUGAGGCCGAUUUCAGAUUACCUGAGUACUGCCAAGUUUGAACAGCUGACUAAGCAGCCGCUAAACAGGAAGUCAGCUGAUCUGGUCGAUACACGUGGAAGCUUUCUUGAUUUCCCAAGCAGGGAAGAAAUAGAAUUGACCAAUGAGAUCACUUCUAAUGAUGUGACGUCAGUGUUUAAGCUACCAAUCGAACCACAUCCAGAGGAGCUUUUGUCUUUAAAGAUACAGGAGAAAAGAAGGCAAUCUGAACAGAGAUUGGCUGAAAAGAAUCAAGAGCAGACAGUUCCAGUUCAACAAUUGAGAGAGUUUAAUCAGCUGACAGAAUUCAAAAAUUCACUGAAGAAUUUGGUUCCUCUGACGAAGGCUGGAAAAUCCUCCAAAAACUUCGUGGAUUUCCAAAAUGGCCGCUUUUUCUACAGCUACAAUUUAUAGAUUGUAUAGUAAACAUCUUUAAUUCUCUCACCCCAGUGCAAUCUCCAAUCUCAAUGUACAAACACUGUAAUUGAAUCUAUUAAGAAUAAUCAUUUUUAAAAGUUUA